Molecule: messenger RNA, 1536 nt
Organism: Medioppia subpectinata
Lineage: Eukaryota; Metazoa; Arthropoda; Arachnida; Sarcoptiformes; Oppiidae
Source: the annotation of a GenBank genome assembly
AAAUGAAAACAUUUUGACCACAUUUUUGUGACAUUUAUUUGCAUUUCAUAACAAACAUACAAUAAUUGUAUUACAAUUCGUUCAUACAAUCAUCACUUCAUUUGAUCCCAAGAUACGACACAACAGUUGAUACAAAUGAUGGCAUCACUCGAGACCACAGAUGACGGCAAUGAAGACAACACUCAACAGCCACAAAUCUAUGCCAAAGACUCUUUGGAUCGAUUCGGUGAUGACUUAUUUGGACACAUAGUGUCUUAUCUCUCACUCGAAGAUCGAUUUCGUAACGAAUGUGUUUCUAAACAGUUCCAGAGGACUGUCUUCGAGAGUGUUGUGGACAUCAAUAUAGACGACAAACUCAUGAGUAGAGCACAGAAGAGAACCGAGACUUUAAGCUAUUUGUUUGAAUCGAUUGCCAGAAAGUGUCCAAACAUUGAGACCAUUGACUGCAGAGGAAUAACCACUUGUUUGGAACAGAUUGUCGGGUGUAGGAGAAGAAUGUCGGACACAUCUCGAGACAAUUGUCGGGCAAUUGUCUUAGCAUUGAAUGAAAGCAAAUGCGAAAUAUUACCACUAUUUCGAGAGAAUUGCCGAUAUUUGCGGCAAAUUUACUGCAAUUUAAUGCCGAAUAAGAAUCACUUCUUUGAGAUAUUCGGACCACUGAUCACACGAAUCGAUUCCGGAAUGAAUUAUUCGGAGAACCAAUCACUCAUUCAUUGCCACCGAUUGUCACAAUUAACUGUCAACUCGUUGUCCGAUGUCUUCGACUAUACUUCCGGACUAUUGGUGAAGAAUAUGCAGACAUUUUCAUUUUCUUACCAUCCAAUGGAUUAUAAGAAAUACUUCUCUGCAUUUGUGGCACAGAAUCAGUCCCUCAAACGUCUCGAUCUGUAUGUUAUGGGAUAUCAAACUCACGAGUCUAUGGCUGAACUGUGCGGACAAUUGUCACGAUUACCGCAAUUACGGGAUUUAACGCUCGAUUUCAUUAACUUUAAUUACCAGAACUUAAUUAACGACUCUUUGCGUACAAUUGACGUGAAUUGCAAACAAUUGCAACGAUUGUCACUCCGAUUGAACAACAAUUGGUCAAAGGAUAUGAAUGACAGGGCAUUGGAUUCGUUGAAAACUUAUCGCGGAUUAAAACGAUUGGAUAUAACACUUAGUUCAGCCAUUGAUGACACGUCUUUGGAACCGUUGAAACUCUGCCACCGAUUGACACACUUAACGCUUAAUAUUAAUACGUGGGAAAUGAGUGAACAAUUAAUGUAUAAUUGUGACCAAUAUUUGCCUCGACUUCAGUGCCUAUCUAUUAGUCUCUAUCAGCGAAUAAACGCCGAGUGUUUGUCACACAUCUCAAGACUACCGGCGCUGCAAAUGCUUAUCAUUAAAGUCAAGCCAAACAUUAAUCUCUCGUAUAAUGAUUUGAAUGCUGUGUUGUCUUCGAGUCCUAAACUCAAGACAAUUGAAUUGCGUGAAUACAAAUCCAAUGCAAUCCACUUUCAUAACGAUCUCUAUCAACAAAAAUUGGUUUUCAUAUAA